Spizellomyces punctatus DAOM BR117 is the source of this 1329-nucleotide messenger RNA. RefSeq lists its product as uncharacterized. Bases 179 to 1252 code for a protein of 357 amino acids. The transcript has 4 exons. Lineage: Eukaryota; Fungi; Chytridiomycota; Chytridiomycetes; Spizellomycetales; Spizellomycetaceae. Gene Ontology annotation, molecular function: oxidoreductase activity, acting on the CH-CH group of donors, NAD or NADP as acceptor. The record is from RefSeq and is a predicted model, not a curated record.
ACGUCCGUAACGAAAAAAUCACGUAAAAAGCAAGAACCGUACGAUCAACGUCGUAUGGCGUCAUUUCUAGUGGGGUAUAUAAGGGUGGCCUUUUUGGAAAUCCCACCUUUUUAGGCGUUGACCCAUAAACACCUACACACACAGCAUCUGUUUUCCAGUAUCAAAGAUUUAUAAACUCAUGUCAGCUCUUUCAACCAGCGACAAGGUGAUCCAAGUCAACCUCAAAAAACACGUCCCAGAAGGACCUGUCACCGAGGAUGCGUUUGACAUUGUCCAAGUGCCAGCCCCUAAACCAGAAGAUCUAAAGGAUGGAGAGGUCCUCUUACGAGCCAUUUACGUUUCAGUGGACCCUUACAUGCGAAGCCGGUUUAUCAACAAGCCAGGGUAUCUCCUUGGACCAUUCCAAAUCGGACAACCGAUUGAAUCUGGGACAGUGGCCGUCAUUUUGGCCUCAAAGAGUUCAAAGUACAAGGAGGGAGAUAUCGUUCAAGGAUUGUUACCUUGGGUUGAAGUUCUAGCAAGGGAUCCCAAAGGCUUGAAUCAUGUGCAAAAGGAUGCAGGAUUCCCAUGGAGCUACUAUCUGGGUGCUUGUGGCAUGCCCGGUUUGACAGCCUAUGCCGGUCUCGACAAGAUUGCCGAACCCAAAAAGGGAGAGGUAGCGCUCGUCUCUGCAGCCGCUGGAGCCGUCGGGCAACUCGUCUGUCAGAUUUUGAAAAACGUACGCGGAGUAAAGGUCAUUGGUAUUGCUGGUGGUUCACACAAGAUCGACUUUCUCAAAAAAGAGAUUCAUGUGGAUUCAACAAUCGACUACAAGUCGGAGAGCUUGGCAAAGAAAAUAGCAGAGGAAGCUCCGGAGGGCCUUGACAUUUAUUGGGAUAACGUCGGCGGCGAAACGCUGGAACUUGCUCUCCGCUAUUCCCGUCCGCACAUGCGUAUUCCCGUCUGUGGAAUGAUAUCUCAGUAUGAUCUCUCCGAGCAAGAGCAGGCGCCUCUGAGAGGUGCCACCAGGAUUGUCUGGAACCGUAUCCGAAUUCAAGGCUUUAUUGUCGGUGAUCUCUGGGCUGAAUAUUAUGACCGAUUCCAAAAAGAUAUGCCCGAAUGGAUUCGACAGGGCAAAAUCAAGGUUGUGGAGGAUCUGGUCAAGGGAGGGUUGAGGAAUGCCCCAAAGGCCUUUAUUGGGAUGAUGAAGGGUGACAACUUGGGCAAAAGGGUUGUGGAGGUGACCAGUGGCAUUGAUCCCUAUCGCAAAUAACCAAAGAUCCAAUCUGUACAUGUGCUAAAUAGUGCGUAAAUAAACAAGAAAUACAAUAAAAAAAAGUAAAAGUAACA